Molecule: messenger RNA, 1339 nt
Organism: Halichondria panicea
Lineage: Eukaryota; Metazoa; Porifera; Demospongiae; Suberitida; Halichondriidae
Product: interaptin-like
Exons: 1
Coding region: 106-1125 (339 amino acids)
Source: RefSeq, a predicted model, not a curated record
AAACCGCUUGACACACACAGAACAAACAGUGUAUACAGAAAACAAAAUCAGAUUUUCAAAUACAAACCACCUCAAUAGACGACUACCCAGUGGAGUGAUCAAAACAUGGACCCAGGCAGAAAAAAUCAAUCAGAAGGUCAAGAUUCUCUUGUACUUCCAAGAAUUCAGACAUCAAGCAAUUCUUUGGAGCCAUUUGCCACUAGAUCUACAGGCCCUGAUAAAAUGCUCUCUACUGAUCUGCCAGUAACUGAAACAGCAAUAAAGCAUGGAAUACAAGAAGAUGGCAAAGACAGGUCUGCUUGUUUGCUAAGCAUUCCAAAAGACAGCCCUCUUUUUCAGAGACACUGGAUAACUAUAAAUGAUUUGAAUUCUCCCGAGCAUGGGAAUGAAGACCCUCUGGUAUAUAUGGAGAAAAUGCAGAAAGCCAUUGGGCAAGUAGUAAGUGUGAAGGCUAACUUGGAUCAUUGUAUCAAAGAGAAGCUCAGAGAAGGUGAAGAGAAGUUGAGAAGGCUAUCAAUUAGUGAGUGUGAAUUGAAGGAAGACUUAAAACUUUGCCGAGAAGAGAGAGAAGAGUAUAAGCAAAUGCAUGCCACAGCCACUGAGACAGUUGCAGAAACAAGACAGUAUUUCCAAAAACAGCUAGAUGCACUCAAAGAGAAGAACCGACAGGCUACAAAGACACACGAACAGAGAGAAACUGAUCUUCGAUAUACUGUCCAGACACAAGACAAAUGCCUCAAUGAACUGGAGGCAAAGCUAAGACGCCGUGAUUCUGACUUGAAGAAAUUCAAUACCAAGAUCAAAGACAAACAAGGUGAGGUUGAGCAGCUAAGAGAGACUCUGAGACAGAAAGAGAGGGAACUUAAACAAAUGGAAACAGAGCUGGAGUCUAAAGCAUGUGACGUACAAGUGCUUAAGAGAAGGACGAAUGCUAUGGCAAUAAACGAGCAGCAAAAGACGGUUGGAGAGCAAAUGAAGAAAUGCCAAGACAUUGGGGAAUUGCUAGAGCGCUUCUCACAAGUUACUAAGCAAGAAGAUUUGGAGAAACUAAACAAUCAGAUAAUGGAGGACAUUACAAAAAUGAAAGCCUCGAUGAAAAACAAGAAAUCUUUUUCUUGGCGAUAAACAUUGUUAACAGUAACAUGCACAUACAGUUGUUGUUUACGCUCAAUGCCUAUUUUAAUUAACAUUUAUUAGAACUUUAUUAGCACCUUCACAUUAACCAUAAUUUGAUGUUUGAUUCAUAUCAGAAGAACAUUCGAGUCAACCCCACUAAAUUAGCCACGCGAAUCUCUCAGAGCAGUUGACUGUUCAUUAUUAUUAUACAACAGUUCUAAAA